Molecule: messenger RNA, 953 nt
Organism: Phanerochaete carnosa HHB-10118-sp
Lineage: Eukaryota; Fungi; Basidiomycota; Agaricomycetes; Polyporales; Phanerochaetaceae
Exons: 3
Coding region: 4-873 (289 amino acids)
Source: RefSeq, a predicted model, not a curated record
AACAUGUUGCGGCAGGCCCUCAGCGCAAAUGUCAGGAAUGUCGGUCAGCGACGGGGCUUUGUCUCCACCGUCCUGCUCACCCGCGACUGGUCGAACAAGAGCCUUGGUGCUUUGAAGAGAGAGGCAAAACAGCGCGGACUCUUGCAAACCGGAAACAAGGCUACCCUGAUUACCCGGUUGCAAGAAUUCGAACGAGACCAAGCCCUCCAGAGUCCAACACCGGUACCCCAGCAGCAGCAAGUGCGGCAUGCUUCCAAUGUCGAAGCGGCAGGCGUUCCGUCGAGCUCCCAGCCCGCGCCCGCUCCGCCUUCCUACCCCAAAGAGUUUUUGGCUGUCAGGAUUCCGGAAACCCAUCACCUAGCCCCAGAGCCACCAAUUGCAGUUCCUUUCGUGCCAGACUUCUGGGAUUCUUCAAAAGUCAAAGCCGAGUCUUCCCCUCCUCAGGCCGAACAGCCAUCCAACCCCAAGGUGCUCACCGUGGCCGGUGCGGAAACCCUCAUCGGCGGCGGUCCUUCUCACAAUCUUUAUCCCGACACUCUCGCUCCUCCUACCGCUUUGCAGCCCGUGAAAAAGAAAGGAAUGAUCAUGGAACUCGUUCAUGACUUUGUCCCGGAGAUCGCUUCUAUUUCUCUGCCCCCGAGAAAAAUGUCGGAAGACUUCCUCAAAGGUGUUGCGGAGAUUACUGAGACUACAGGCGCAGCAGGGCACCACCAUUCCCGCACCCUCGACAAGGACGAAAAGAAUGGAGUGCUCGCGUUGGUCGGUCUCUUCGUAGGCUCCUGGCUGCUCGCGGGUAUCUUUGCACCCAAAUCCGCCUUCGCAGAGGAGCACGCUGAGAAGUCUGUCUCGGAGAAGGCUGCUGAGAGCUUGUAGAUGGACGCUCGUCGUCUACGCCACACCCUACUCCUGUAUCCCUACGUAUCUUCAUCUCCUCUAAUUGACCUUGUUCACCC